AUGGCUAGUGCUCGUGGUCUCAGGAGCUUUAAGAACGCUUCGAGGCGAGCUGAGGAAGCCUCACACAGAGUCGGGCAAGCUGCAUGGGGGAACGGGAUGGGAAUUAGGGGCCCCGCGGUUGUUCUUCCGCGUGCUGUCGCCUUAACCCAUUCGCAGUCUGCAGCCUCGCGUCUUCGUGUUGCAAUUCUUCCUGCUGCUGCCGCCAGCGGAUCCUACACUCCAUGUUUGCACGGGCAAGCUGCAGAACGGCCUGCUGCGAAGGGCCCUUGUGUGACUCCCAGCCGCUUGCCUCUCCCGAGCAGCAGCAGCAACGUCGGCAUACGCUUGUGGAGAACGUGCAGCAACGAGGACGGGCAGAACUGGAGCAGACUGUGUGCAGUGCCUUUGAGGGGAGGGGGCAGAGGCGCGGGCUUUUCGUGGGAAGAGACGGCAGAUCAGAUGCGUGUUCAGCUGCUUCUGGAUCCGUCUGUCACACCCGCCGACGUCGUGUUUACCCUAGAGGGCCGAAGACUGCGUGUGUGUUUGAAGGGCUUUCAGCCGCUGCUGGAGGGCACCCUCAAGGGCCGUGUGGACAGUUCCCAGUGCCUGUGGUUCUUGGAGCCGUACAGGGCACCUUGCGAGCAGCAGCAGCAGGAUUCUUACCAGCCGUACGGACAGCAGACGGGGGAACUGACGGCCAAACAGCUGACGAUCGUGCUGGAAAAGCACAGAAGCAGAGGCUUCAGUCCUGUGGCGGAAGGCGGGGGAGCCCAUUGGGGAGCCCUCUUUGAAGAAACCGCAGCGGCAGAAGCGGCAGGCGCUGUGUAUGACCCUCUUCCUCGAAGUGGACAGCCUCAGAAAAAUCCCUUCGCCGACCAAAGGUUCGCUCGCUUGCCGUUCAGAAAGCGCAGUCUGCUUCCAGGUUUGGCUGGUGGCUACAAAAGGGCACCUGAAGAGAUCGGGGGCUUUGCGUUGAGGCUGCAGCACAGAGAUCAUGGGGCACCAGGGGCCGUUCUCGCGGAGUUUGUGAUUCCCCAAGCGUUGCUGGGAGCGUCUUUUGUUCCCCCUGCCAGGGAGACGAUCACGGAUGAACAGCAGCGCGAGUGGGAAGAGCAACUGCUGAAGCACGCCCUUGGCCUUCUGGAUGUGUGGGCUAAUGCACGAGAUCCUCAUUUGGUGCAGCCCUUUGCGGCGGAUUCUCCGGGAAUGCGUCACGGCCUUUUUGAGGCCUUUGGGUGUCCAGACACCCUAGUGCACCUGCAGGUAGAGCCCCUGCCCGACGGGGUGUUGCUGCUCUUCAUGCCGCCGCUCGAGUUCGAGGGGUGCGGAGGCGGCGCGAAGAGUUCGAGUGGGCAGCAGCAGGUGCAGGAGGCUUGCUGGCCUCUGGAAGAAGGCAUUGAGCUGCGUUUGACUUUUGGGGGUUUGCGAGCAGCAGCAGCCUUGCAGCAGCAGCGGGUGCCUCAGCAGCAGCUGCACGUUGUUGCCCUUCGCCGCUCUGCUGGAGCCGAGGCGCUGCACAGGUAUGGGCCUGAAGUGUCUCGACACCUGCACGAAGCGGAGGAACGCAUAGUCGGGAAGCUGCAGCAAGAUAUGGCGGCUGCGGCUGCAGCUGCGGCAGCCUCCGGGAGCGGUCUGCAGCAAGAAAACACGCAGGGGGGGGCUCAGCAGCAGCAGCAGCUGCUGCUGUACGACAAGGACGCUAGACAAAAUCUCAUCCGGAUGGAGCAGGUAAGGCUGAACUCGCCUCCACCAGGCCUUUCCCAGCGAGGCUUAUCCGAUUUGGGGGGGCCAGAGAAUGAUGACGUGCGUGUCGUAAACGCUUUUCCGGCCUUAAACACCGCGCAAUCGCCGCAUGACAAAGAGGCCACGCAACAGCAACAGCAGCAGCAGCAGCAGCAGCAGCAGCAGCAGCGUCCCCCCCGCAGCAGGAAGGGCGAGCCCAGCAGCAGCAACAACAACACAAGCAGCAGCAGCAACAACAACACAAGCAGCAGCAGCAACAACAACACAAGCAGCAGCAGCAACAACACAAGCAGCAGCAGCAACAACACAAAGACCUCCGAAGAUGCUGCAGCUCUGCGAAAGAAGCUGGGCAUUGAACUGCUCGAUUUGGAGUCUAAAGAUGCCGCUGUUCCCUCAUUUAUGACCACGUGGACGCCAGAGCGUCGACGUGCCUUCCAAGAAGACACUGCCCAUGCGGUGGCUUGCCGGCUGCAGGAGGCGUCUUCGGCUCCUCCGCAGCUGCAGUUCACGGAUAUUGAGGCCCUUCUUCGGCAGCAGCUCAACUGCACGGAGGAGGAAUUCAGGGAGGCGUGGCAGGAGGGCUAUGAUCGCUGCGAGCAGUACAGGCCUUUGACGCAGGAUACGCAGCUCGAAGGGCAGCUGCUGCAGCGCAAGCAGGGGCUUGUUGGGGUGGAAGAGCAGCAAAAGGCUGUCCUCUACGUGCAGCAGUUCGACGAGCGGCUGAACAGCGGUCCCGAGACACGAGCGAUCGAUACCUAUGAGGCAGCUGCGGCAGCGGCUGCUGCAGCUGCAGACGAUCCAGCUGCGGCAGCGUUGCAUGCAGAGGAAGGCGAUGACAGCACCGACGCUGGCAUCAAGACGCGUUCCCCACAUAUUGAUCCCUUUGCAGGCCCCUCGGCGGAUCUUGCUCCGCCCCACACGAUGCACGAGGUUCCUGCCUUCGAAGAAGUGCCAAGACACCGGCGCUAUCUUCUGAUGAAUCCUCAGGAGCGGUCACAAGUUCGCCAGGAGAUUCAGAAAGACAUCUGGCGAUUCGACGUGCUGCUGUCGGAGCUUGAAAGAGAAAAGGAUCGCAGCCAGUGGCUUCUCAUCUGCGAGCAGUACAAAGACUUGUUGCUGGCAGAAUCCUACUUCUUGCUGCUGACGAUCCGCCUGCUCGAAGCGCCGCGUCAGCCUCCUGAGAGCGUGGCGGCUUCCAGUACAGCGGCUGCUGCCACAUAUGUUGGUCUGCCGACAGCAGCGACGGAGAUUAGCGAGAGAGGAGACAGGCAAACGAAGGAGGCUUGGUCGGCAGAGGAACGGGAACGUCUUCGCUUCAUAAAUCGAUUCGUGCAUUCGCUUUAUGAGGACUUGGGGGCACUCCUACAAGCCAAUGCGGCAACACAACUCAAGAAGAUCAAGCUGCUUUGCAUGCAAGCAGUACAGGAUAUGUCGAAGCUCAACGAAUAUGACGUGCUGGAUCUUGGAUUCAUUCUGACACAGCCUCAGCCUGAUGUGCGGCGUCGCUGUCUGGAGCUGUGGAUCGCACAGCUUCCCAAAUGUGACUGGCGGCAAUUCAAGCUUCUUGGCUUGCGACUUGCAGAGCGAUUUACCUCGGGGGCGUACAGCGGAGCUGCAGUGUCUGCAUACCCCUGGCUGCCUGCCGCUGCGCGGCAGCUGGCGAAGGAUCUGGAGCAGCUGCUGCCCGACUGGCUCAUAGAAGGGAUGCUCUCUGACUUCGAUAGGCAUGUAAUGCAGAAGCAGCUCGCCCAGCGUCCUUUCCUCUUCGGCUCUAUGGCACCUCCUAAACCGCCACCUGAGGGGUCCCCCGAAUCUCUCUAUGCAGAUGUGGGCAAGCGUCUUCGAAAGGAAGUAGAGGAUGCGGCGAUGGCCUUUUCCCAGGCACCGACUAUUCACGAGAGGACAGGCGAAGUCCUUACCUAA
This is a messenger RNA of Cyclospora cayetanensis, 3645 nucleotides long. RefSeq lists its product as uncharacterized. Bases 1 to 3645 code for a protein of 1214 amino acids. NCBI's taxonomy places the organism in Eukaryota, Apicomplexa, Conoidasida, Eucoccidiorida, Eimeriidae. The transcript is spliced from 15 exons. The record is from RefSeq and is a predicted model, not a curated record.